AUGGGUCGGAUCAUGGCCCAGAAGUCCGUGCAGGAGCAGGGCAAGCUGCUGCAACUAUGGCUAGAUCCCAGCACUUGUUCGCUGGUGCUCCCUUGCAAGGACCUGGAUGUCCCACUGGUGUGGACAAGGGCUGCAAGAGAGACUUCUGGAAGAGAGGUUCGACCGCAUGAGGCGGCAAAGCAUCACAGGGGCGGCGGGGAAGAUACCAAGAAGGUGCAGAUUGUCGCACGGGCAGAUUCCUCGGAGCCACCUGGCAUGCCACCUAUGAUGCGGUCGCGCGUGCGAAGGGCCUCGCUUGCUUCGAACAUGUCCAAGCUCUCCGCGUCCUCCUUCUUCACGCAGGAAAACCAAGCCGUAGGCAGGCUCGGCCAGUUCCUGCGAAAUCCGGAGUCCAGUCAAGCUGCGUGGGUCUUCGCCAGCUUAUGGAAUUACUUCAUCGCAGUGACGGUCUUCCUUUCUUUGGGCCAGACCUCGGUGAAUCCGCUCCUGAGUGGUGUGGCUAUUGGCAUCGCCGACGCCGUGGUGGAGUUCAUCUUCCUGCUGGAAUGUAUUGCAGAGAUUGCUGUGGAGCCGUGUGAGCUCAGCGUGCGGCUGGACUUCUCCAAAAACAUGUACACGCUCAUCGACGUCCUGGCGGUGGUUCCACUGCCGAUUCGCAUAGCCACAGGCUUUGAAUUACCGGCGGCCGCUGAGUUUGCCUUCGCGCACUACCUCCUAGUUUGUGUGGUUCCCAUGCUUCGGCUGCUAAAGCUGAUCCGCCGGUUCGGCCAGAUUCAGCUCCUAGCGCACGUCUUCCGAACGACAGGCGAUGCCCUCAAGUUUUUGCUCUUCCUGGUCUCGAUCAUUGUGCUGCUGUUCAGUACCCUGCUCUACAUCUUUGAGCCUUCGUCUAACGUCGACUCGAUGUUCACAGCGAUGUGGGUCAGCACUGUGACCGUGACGACCGUUGGCUUUGGCGACAUCACGCCCGUGACGUCGGAAGGGAAAAUGUUGAUGGGCGUCCUUUGCUUCUUUAGCUCACUGUUCAUGGCGAUGCCUAUCUCGGUCUUGGGCAAUGCGAUGAGCCACGCCUGGACGGACCGUAACCGGAUCUUGCUCAUGGCACGUAUGACGUUGCAGGCCUCGGACAAUGCGUUGCAUGCCAUCUCCACCGAUGGCUUGCGAUGCAACCUGAUUCCCAUGAAUGCGGGCAUCAGCGUCUGCGAGAGAAGCGGUCGCUGGCACCUGGCGGCUCAACUCCACCAGUACCUCCGCGACCAGCUGCUGGAGUCCGAUGUGAUUACUGGAAAUACGGCGAUCAGCGCCUGCGAGAAGGCAAAUCUGUGGAAGCCAGGGCUCAGCCUGCUGGCAUCGAUGCAGCAGCAGGGUGUCGAGACCGAUUCGAUUACGUUCAAUGGGGCCAUGGCUGCCUGCGAGAAGGGAGAGCAGUGGGAGGAAGCGCUGCAGCUUUUCAAGGACUUGUGCGUGGGGCGAGGUCCAAGCGUAGUCUCCUACGGCUCCGCAGUGAGUGCCUGCGGCAGAGGCGGAGACUGGCGACGAGGCUUCAGCAUGUUGUCAGAACUCGGAAAAAGUCGGUUGGAGGCUACGACUGCAGUUUUUGGUGCGGCCAUUACACAGUGUGAACAUGAUGCGCAGUGGCCCGCCACCCUCGCUCUGCUGGGAGAGCUGCUGCACCACCAGCUGGAGGUGAAUAUUGCCAUUUAUGGCGCGGCCAUCAGUGUCAUGGAGAGAAGCUGGAAGUGGCAAUGGGCCGUCGCGUUGCUGACGGACAUGGAGCUCGCUCGCGUGCAGGCCAAUGUCAUCCCAUACAAUGCCGCCAUAAGCGCCUUGAGCCACGCCAGCCGCUGGCAGCUGGCAGUGGACUAUCUGGCAGUUGUCACUGAGAGCAGCGUUGAGAUCAACGUGGUGACUCUGGCAGCUGUGGCCACAGCCUGUGGCAGAGCUGGCAUCUGGCAGCAGGCGUUAGGCUUGCUGCAUGUAGCUCAGGAAAAGAGCUUGUCCAACAUAGUUUCGUAUGGAGCUGCAAUCAGUGCCUGCGAACAAAACGAGGAGUGGCAACAGGCUUUGGGCCUGCUUUCCUCCGCUCUUGCGGAGAACCUGCAGGCGAACGCUGUGAUUUUCAGUGCCGCGAUGAGCGCCUGCGCAAAAGCAUCGAUGUGGCGGCAGGCCUUGGCGCUCUACCUGCGCGCACGCCACGCGGGUGUAGAGAGGGACACGGUCUUGGCCAGCUCCGCCAUAAGUGCGGCAGGUGAAGGGAAGAGCUGGCUCGGCGCCGCGCAACUCCUCACAGAGAUGUAUGUGGCAGAGCAAGCGCCGAACCUGGUGGCGUGCAACUCUGCGAUGGCCGUUUUCAGAGAUGCAGGGACAUGGCGCAAGGUGCUUCACCUCUUUCAAGACAUGGAGAGGGGGGGAAUGGAGGUUGACGCCGUGGCUUGUGGCGUCGCACUGGACGCUUGCGAGAAGGCCAGCGAAAGUCAGCAGGCUUCCGCAUUGUUAACGAGCCUGGAUUCUGACCAGCUUUGUCGAUUGCAAGAGUUCUGGGAGACUCGCAGGUUCUCUGGAGACUCCGAUGGGUGA
This is a messenger RNA of Symbiodinium natans, 2577 nucleotides long. Lineage: Eukaryota; Dinophyceae; Suessiales; Symbiodiniaceae. The record is from the annotation of a GenBank genome assembly.